GACCAGGCUCGGGAUGUACUGAUUCGAGAAGGACGUGAAACAAACUGACACUGGGUUCCUGGCGAUAGCAGCAGAGGUGGAGAAUGACAGAGAGAAAGCCUCGGAACCUCCAGAAAAAAUCAAGGACUUACUGAAGGAGUUCCAAGACAUUCUUCCCGACGACCUCCCGGACGAACUACCGCCAUACCGAACGCACCAACAUGAGAUCGUGGAGGAACCAGGUUCAAAACUGACCUUUCGAGCACCAUAUCGGCUAAGCCCUACAGAACUAGCUGACAUGAAGAAGCAGAUCAAGUAUCUCCUCGCCAAAGGACUCAUCCGACCAUCCACUUCGCCAUACGGUGCCCCAGUACUCUUCACACCAAAACCGGACGGAAGCCUGCGCAUGUGCAUCGACUACCGAGCUCUCAACAAGCAGACCAUCAAGAACAAAUAUCCGAUACCACGAAUCGAUGACCUGCUUGACCAGCUUCGGGGAGCUACGGUAUUUUCAAAACUAGAUCUGCGGUCCGAAUACUGGCAGAUAAGAAUGGCGGACGAUUCCGUUCACAAAACUGUUUUCCGAACUCGGUACGGAUCGUACGAGUAUUUGGUCAUGUCGUUCGGACUCACCAACGCACCUGCAACAUUCCAAGCAGAGAUGAAUCACAUCCUACGCCCACUCUUGGACGAAUGCGUGGUGGUGUACCUGGACGACAUCCUCAUCUACUCGCGCGACAUGCAACAACACGUCAAGCACCUACGACGCGUCUUCGAAAUUCUUCGACGAGAACGCUUCUACGUCAAACUAUCCAAGAGCGACUUCGCCCUCGAGAAGGUCCAAUUCCUCGAACAUAUCGUAAGCGCUCAAGGAGUUCACGCCGACCCCAAGAAAAUCGAAGCCGUGCGUACGUGGAAGACACCCGAGAACGUGAAGGAGUUACAGCAGUUCCUUGGCUUGGCUAACUACUAAAACAGGUUCGUGCCACAAUACGCGAAGAU
Molecule: messenger RNA, 981 nt
Organism: Closterium sp. NIES-67
Lineage: Eukaryota; Viridiplantae; Streptophyta; Zygnematophyceae; Desmidiales; Closteriaceae
Source: the annotation of a GenBank genome assembly